Messenger RNA from Prunus dulcis (almond), 598 nucleotides. RefSeq lists its product as uncharacterized. The transcript is spliced from 3 exons. The record is from RefSeq and is a predicted model, not a curated record. Bases 67 to 309 code for a protein of 80 amino acids. Lineage: Eukaryota; Viridiplantae; Streptophyta; Magnoliopsida; Rosales; Rosaceae.
CUCUGCAAAACUAAAAGCCCCAUUGGAAACUUGUUGAGCUCGUUUAUAGACUCAUCGUCCUCUGAGAUGUCUCUGUCUUACCGGGACUACCUAACCCUUCUCCUUCUGCGUCCUCUCUUCGCAAUCGCAGUCGUUUUCUCGUUCAUCUCCGUUGGUUGGUGGUUGGCCUGGAAGCUGGUUUUGGUUCACGUUCCUCUGGUGCAAGAGAUUUUCGGGCUGCGGAAGAAGACCGUGAAGCCCAAACCCCAAACUGGUCGCUUUUCUAAAAUUUACAGCACCAUUGAAGCCCGCAAUUCGGCUUCUAAAUGAAAGAAAAGCAUUGGGUAAAUUGGGAAAGCAAACUUGGUAGCUUCUUGUGUGUUUGAAUGGUAAGGGAAUGCAGGGCACCAAGUUUAUUGUUUGAUGCAACAAACAAAUUGGCAUACCAAAUUUCAGGUGCUUGAAGAUUACGAGGUUAUGUUCCUUGUAUUUUCUCAGAUACAAAAUGUAAUUUAUCUGUGGGUUUCCCAAGUUGCAUUUUGUCAAGAUGUAUAAAUAUGAACAAAAUUCUGAAGCGAAGGAACCCAGCAUAAAUUUCAAAUGUGGGAUUUCACUUGUA